AUGGCUCGGCUGACACCACCAUCUCACAACGCCCUUGUGGUACGCCCGCAUAUUACGGUUACUCCUGAAGAGAGAGAGGAGGUCCUGAAGUCGGUCGAAUACAAUGUCUUUGCGUUUCCCGCCGCACUCCUCACAUGCGACUAUCUUUCAGACUCUGGAACGACUGCCAUGACUGACGUGCAAUGGUCUGCCAUGUUCAGAGGUGAUGAGAGCUAUGGCCGUAAUUCAGGUUACUACUGCCUACUCGAAGCAUUCCGCGAUGUCUUCGAACGAGGCGAAAACCGCAGAUACACCUUUCGGGACAUUAUCGCAGGUACAGCCGACAGCAGUUUCUACCGUGAGAUGUUCCUACAGGAGAUGAGUGGUGGCUUUGUCAACGGCGGCCCCUUACAGCUUAUACGACCAAACUUCUUCAUGGUUCCUCAGGGGCGAUGCGCUGAGGCGCUGCUUUUUUCUACACUGAGUGAAACAUUGCGUGCCAGUUCCGGUUCUGGCCAAUCUAUGAGUGCCAACAGCCCGCCGGCUCUUAUCAGCAACGGGUUCUUCGAUACUACUGGCGCCAAUGCUGCAGCCGUUGGCUUCCAGUUACAUACCUUUACUCAGCCUGGCCUGACCGACCCCUUUCCAACGGAGCAGGUUGGGGUGUCCAACCCGUUCAAGGGUAACCUCGACAUUGGCAAAACAUCUGCGUUCUUGUCACAGGAUGGGAAUGCUAGCCGGGUGGCCAUGAUUCUUCUCACUAUUACCAACAACUGGGCUGGCGCGCAGCCCGUCUCCAUGGAGAACAUCAGGGCAGCUGCUUCCGUGGCGAAGGAUCAUGAUAUUCCCCUCUUCUUUGACGCUUGUCGCUUCGCUGAGAAUGCCAAGUUCAUUCAGGACUUUGAGAAGGGCUACAAAGAUAAAACGAUUCCGCAAAUCGUUCAAGAAAUGUUUGCACAUGCCGACGGCUUCACCAUUUCUCUGAAAAAAGAUGGCCUAGCGAACAUGGGCGGCGCGCUUUGUUUCCGCGACGAAGGGAUUUUCCCAACCAAAUUCGGCGCGGAUAUCGGUAUCCGCCUCAAGGAGCGGCAGAUAAUGUGCUAUGGCAACGACUCCUAUGGUGGCAUGAGCGGUCGCGACGUUAUGGCUGCCGCUGUUGGACUGUACGAGGUUACUAAAGAAGCUUAUCUCGCUGACCGUAUCGGACAAGUUCGGAGUUUUGCAGAGGGACUCAUUGAAGAAGGUGUCCCUGUUCUUCUACCCCCCGGGGGUCAUGCCAUCUACCUCGAUAUGGAUGGUUUCUUUGCCAACUGCGGAAGAUCUUACGGGGAAUUUGCCUCGGUGGGAUUCACCUUGGAGCUCCUGAAAUGUUAUGGCAUUCGUUCAUGUGAAGCCGGUCCGUUUGGUUGGGAGUGGGAUAAGAAGGGUGCGAUUGCCCAAGACCGAGACAGUAUCCCAAACUUGGUCCGAUUUGCAGUUCCACGUUAUGUGAUGUCGGACAGACAUAUCGACUACACUGUCGCUGCCAUCUCUCAGUUGUAUAAGAGGAGGCAUACCAUUCCUGGUGUCAGAAUCACCCGUGGCAAAGAACUGAGAAUGAGAGUCUUCCAAAGUGGGUUGGAGCCUGUUCCUGUAACAUCCGUGACGACCACACCAACACAGGUCGGUACAUUCCUUAGUGAGGCAAGAAACGACAUCGGAAAGCUUCAUAAAGCUCUUAAUCUGGACAAAAAUGCAUUAGAACGACUUGAGAAUGCUCUCGAUAUAGCGAUGACCGGAUGGGGCCACCAGACAAUUCCUGAGCAACCAACUGGGUGGCUAUCCGAUGCGAGUCUGAAUCUCUGUCCCUUCGAAUACUCUGUGGCAAUUGAAAGAAAAACCGGAAACUCUCAAUUGCGUUUCCUUCUUGAAGCCCAGGCAGAUGACCCUACUCUUGAAGCCCACCAAAAGAGUGCUCUGCAGCUAACCGAGGAUAUCAAAUCAAAAUACCCUCAAGAAGUCUCUCUUGACCGCUUCCACGUUAUCAAAGACCUCUUUUUUCCGCCAGCUGCCGAGGCGCAGGGGACUUUCGCAGCCUGGCACAGCUUCGUUGCGGAUAAGAGCUCUCGAUCGGAAUGGAAGAUUUACUUAAACCUCAACGCUCGUGGGAGAUCGGAAGCACCCGCUGUCCUUUGCGAAACCCUCAAUAGGCUUGGAAUGCAACAAGCCUGGUUGUCUCUCGAGAGGCUCUUGGCAGAGGAUAGUUGGCUCAUGUAUUUGUCUCUUGAUUUGAGCCCCAGUCCCAAGGCACGGGUCAAAGUCUAUGUUCAACACCGCGGAUUCGAUGCGACAGAGUUAGCAAAUGCAGCUACCACUAUUGCACCUGAAACCACGUCCGCCUCUGAAAUCGUUCAACUCUGCUCAAUUUUAAGCGGUGGCUCGGAAGGACCUUACGAGAACAAGGGGCUGAUGACAUGUUUUGGCUUCACGACAAGCGAUGAUGGACUUGGUGUCGAAUCCGAAGCUGCGGUAUACUUCCCUGUUCACGAUUACGCACCUGACGAUGCUGAAAUCCGUCGUCGGUUGGAGAGAUAUUUGAGUGAGACCGGCAGUAAUGAUGCAAAAGAUCCAGAGGUAUUACAGACGUACCAAAGGGCUGUUGAUGCUGUAGCUCACCGUCCUUUGGAAGAUGGCCGUGGAAUUCAUGCAUGGGUGGGGUUGAAGAUGUCCAAGACCCGUGGCUCUGUGAUAACUUUCUAUCUGGCUUCUGAAGCUUUUGGAAUGUUACCAAAGAGGGGUUGA
Molecule: messenger RNA, 2760 nt
Organism: Colletotrichum truncatum
Lineage: Eukaryota; Fungi; Ascomycota; Sordariomycetes; Glomerellales; Glomerellaceae
Product: tryptophanase
Biological process (GO): amino acid metabolic process; alkaloid metabolic process
Molecular function (GO): lyase activity; transferase activity, transferring alkyl or aryl (other than methyl) groups
Source: RefSeq, a predicted model, not a curated record